Balaenoptera ricei (Rice's whale) is the source of this 2591-nucleotide messenger RNA. It is a transcript of the gene SLC6A16, whose product is annotated as solute carrier family 6 member 16. The coding region runs from base 1 to 2205 and encodes 734 amino acids. NCBI's taxonomy places the organism in Eukaryota, Metazoa, Chordata, Mammalia, Artiodactyla, Balaenopteridae. The transcript is spliced from 11 exons. Gene Ontology annotation, cellular component: membrane. The record is from RefSeq and is a predicted model, not a curated record. Gene Ontology annotation, biological process: sodium ion transmembrane transport.
AUGACGACAGAGGCCCAGGCUUCAGAAUCUUCACUGGCAAAAGCCUCAUCUGCUGAGAGUUCCCUAGGAAGCCAAACUUGGGAAGACAAGGGCGUAGGGACCUGGUCUCUGAUGGCCUGGGUUUCAGAGGCCCAGGCUUUGGAGGCCCGGACUGCAAGGGCUCAGGCCUGGGAGACGCAAGCUUGUGAGGCUCAGAGCAGGGCCAGCCAACCCAAGCCAACCUCUGUAUCGGGGGUAGAAGCUGCCCCAGUCCUGAAACAGAGACUCUUACCUGCGAAAGUUCAGGUGCCAGAGAAGGAAAAGAGUGAGGUUCUCUUUACUCGUCCAUUCUGGUCCAGCAAGGUUGAGUACAUCCUGGCCCAGGUGGGCUACUCCAUGAGGCCAGGCAGUCUCUGGCAUUUUUGCUACCUGUGGCUUCACAGCGGAGGUUGCAGUUUUCUCAUCAUCUACAUCUUCCUGCUGUUGUUGCUUGGGGUUCCUCUCCUCUUCCUGGAGAUGGCAGCUGGUCAGAGGACUCGUCAGGGCACCAUUGGUGUGUGGAAGGUCAUCAGCCCCUGGAUUGGUGGUGUAGGGUAUACCAGCUUCAUGGUGUGCUUCAUCACUGGCUUGUACUUGAAUGUGGUCAGUGCCUGGACCCUCUUCUACUUGGGUCAAUCCUUCCAGUUUCCUGUUCCAUGGGAGAAAUGUCCUUUACUGAAGAACUCCACUGGCCUUGAUCCUGAAUGUGCACGGACGACACCCUCCCUGUACUUCUGGUACCGGAUGACUUUGAAGGCCUCAGACAGAAUUGAGGAUGGUGGGCCACCAAUCUUCAGUCUGAGCCUGCCCUUAUUCGUGUCCUUGUGUAUUCUUGGUGCCCUCACGAUUAAUGGGCUCAAGUCCACCGGGAAGGUAAUAUAUGUCUUGGUAUCAUUGAGCUAUCUCAUCAUCCUCUGUUUCAUCAUCCGGAGUAUACUGCUGGAUGGGGCAGUAUUUGGCCUUCGGUAUUUGGCAGUUAUCAAGAUAUCAGAUAUGUACAACGUGAACAUGUGGUACCGAGCAGGGAACCAAGUCUUGUUUUCCUUGGGCCUCGGCUUUGGCUCCAUUGUCUCCAUAUCCUCGCACAUGCAACCGUCCAACAGCUGUCUCAGUGAUGCCUUUGUUGUGGCUCUGGCUAACCUGGUCUCCAUGCUGCUUUUCACACCUUUUAUCUGCUCUGUCCUGGGCUUCUGGGCCACAGUCCUCACACACCGCUGCAGUGAGAAGAAUACUGAAACACUUUUAAAGCUGGUAACCCUGGGGAUACUGCCUCCUGAGGCCCAGCCCCCUCAAAACCUGAAUGGUGAUCCGACCUCCAUCUUCACCUCCUGGUUCAACAGCCUCUCCAACCCCAUCAAGAGGAAGGUCCUCAGGCAUGUGCCUGAGUGCAACUUAGAGAAGCAGUUUUUGAAGGUUAGGGAGAGCACAAACUUUGCUUUCCUGGCCUUCAUUGAAGCCAUGUCAUUUAUUCCUGGGUCUGUCUUCUGGUCGUUCCUCUUCUUCCUGAUGUUGCUGACCAUGGGGAUGAGCACCAUGAUAGGGAUCAUGCAGGGCAUCAUUACCCCCCUCCAGGACACCUUUACUUCUUUCCAGAAAUACACAAAGCCAUUUACAGUGGUUGUCUUUCUGCUCAUGUUCCUGUGUGGCCUCUUCUUCACUCGACCUUCAGGCAGCUACUACAUCAGACUGCUGGCUGACUACUGGACAGUCCUCCCUGUAAUCAUCAUCAUCAUAUUUGAAAACUUGGCUGUGAGCUGGGCCAGUGAGGCCAGGAGUUUCUUUGCAGACUUGGCUAACCUGUGGGGCCACCCCGUCUACCCCAUCAUUCGUUGGCUGUGGUCCUGUCUGAAUCCAAUUGUGCUGCUGGUCCUGUUUGUGACCACUGUGUUUCAUCUGUCUCUGAAGACCAUCACCUAUCUGGCCUGGGACUCAAGCACUUCAAAAGAAGUGGUUCGACGAUACCCAUCAUGGGGGCUGUUCGCAAUGAUUGCCCUUUUACUCAUUGUCAUUCUCCCCAUCCCCACGUACUUUGUAUAUUGCCUCACCCAUGGGAUUCCUGUCACCUCCACCCGCUGGGACAAGCCUGUGAUAUCCUCCAGAUCCCUGCCCAUAAGUGUCCAACUAACACCCAUUAAAGAGGUCCAAAAGGAGGAAAUCCUACAAGGUGAUAUUCAAAUUGCUGAUUAACCUGUUGUGUGACUUCCUAACUUUAUUUAUUUGACCUGACAUCAUAUAUCCCUCAAAACAGAUCUAACAGGCAACUCUUAAUACCAACUUGCAACUGUUGAUGUCUCUAGACCCAGAACUGCUUUUAUUCCCAAGGGUGGGGACAUUUUUGGCGGGGGGAGCUCAUGGGGCCUGGCUUUGCAGUCUUCCUCCUAGACUGCAUCCUCCCUGGUUACCACUUUUCAUUGUGUUUUCCCCAUCCCCUUCCUCAGUAUAUACACAUACCCAUUUUAUACGCCAUCGGUGAUGCCUACUAGAACCUGCUUCUCAACUGGUCUACCCAGCUCUUGGAAUGAAGCUGGAAGAGUAAUGCUGUUGGUCAAUAAAUUAGUCUACUGGGAUUCCAA